AUGCUCGACAAGUCCAAGCGUCCCAAGUUGGUUCCACGUUUCAUCGUUGCCUCGCUCGAGUCACGUGUGCAUGACGUGUUCAACGUCGAUCGACUUAAGCACUAUCACCCCAACGAAGCCAAGUUUGCCUCCCGGCCUAUCCCGAAAGCUACUCCUGUUAUUCUAGACGAAUCCACCGGCGAAGAAAUGUACAUUGUCGAGAAACUGCUCAAGAAGCGCCAGUUCAAUCGCAAAUUGGAGUACUUGGUCAAGUGGCAUGGACAGCCCGAAAGCGAAGCCACGUGGGAACUGAUCAAGGACAUCAAGCAUGUUGUGCUCUUCAAGCAACUCGUCCAAGACUUGGAGUCAAGGCGUUUCAAGGUGUAG
Messenger RNA from Aphanomyces astaci, 366 nucleotides. RefSeq lists its product as hypothetical. Gene Ontology annotation, molecular function: chromatin binding. NCBI's taxonomy places the organism in Eukaryota, Oomycota, Saprolegniomycetes, Saprolegniales, Verrucalvaceae. The coding region runs from base 1 to 366 and encodes 121 amino acids. Gene Ontology annotation, cellular component: pericentric heterochromatin. The record is from RefSeq and is a predicted model, not a curated record. Gene Ontology annotation, biological process: chromatin organization; negative regulation of transcription by RNA polymerase II. The transcript is spliced from 2 exons.